AUGGCGAAAGCAGUCGCAGGUCAUGACGUUGCGGCAAGUGAGAUUGCGAAGGUUUCCGAGAUCACUCGUCUUCUAGAGCAAGACACGACGCCAUGGUACAGAAAGAACAAUCUUCGAAGGCUGUACAUGUUCCUGGUGCCUUCUGCUCUUGGUGUGGAGAUGACGUCGGGCUAUGAUGGCAGUGUCCUGAACGGACUCCAGGCGGUCCAGCCAUGGCAAGACUAUUUUCAUACUCCGAAUGGAGCACUGUUGGGUGUGAUGACCGCCGCCUUCUCCAUUGGGGCUGUGCUUGGGCUGCCUUUGGUGCCAUACAUCAAUGAUCGGUAUGGUAGAAAGGCUUGUAUUGUGACUGGGAGUGUGAUCAUCACGAUUGGAGCUAUAUUGCAGACGGCAUCAGUGAACAUUGCAAUGUUUCUCAUCGCCCGAAUCAUCCUCGGCAUGGGCAUUGUGUACGCAAUUAGCGGUGCCUCCCAACUCCUCUCCGAGUUGUCAUAUCCAAAGGAAAGGUCUGUGAUCACAGGUCUCUUCAAUGAAAGCUGGUAUGCAGGAGCAAUCAUCGCUGCAGGGGUGACGCUUGGAACAUUCUCGUGGAAAAGCGACUGGAGCUGGCGACUACCCUCAUUGCUGCAACUCCUGCCUUCGACACUGCAGCUGACGUUUAUAUGGUUUGUUCCUGAAUCACCUCGUUUCCUCAUUUCACGAGACCGUCACGAGGAGGCGUUGGAGAUAUUGAUCAAGUACCACGCCGAAGGCGACCGUGACAGCCCCUUGGUCGCGGCGGAAUUUCAUCAAAUCCGUGAGACCAUCCGCAUGGAGUUGGAAAGCACUAAGACCCCAUGGAAGCACCUUGUGGCUAGCAGCGUUAACCGCAGACGGAUCAUCAUCGCGGCCUGCGUGGGCACGUUCUCGCAAUGGUCAGGCAACGGAUUGGUCUCGUAUUACCUCUCUCGGGUCCUCACCUCGAUUGGAAUAACUGAGAAGAGGACGCAGAACGAGAUCAAUCUUGGGCUGGCUUGCUGGAAUCUUGUCACCGGUGUGAUUAGUGCAUUUCUGGCACACAGGCUUCCACGUCGUCGCCAGUAUCUUAUCUCUUACAGCGCUAUGACGAUAAUGUUUGCCUGUUGGACAGCAGCAUCAGCCACGUAUGCGAAAGAUCACACGAACCACCAUGCGGCAAUCGCUGUGGUUGCACUCAUUUUUAUAUACUAUGCCUUCUACAACCUCAUGAUGCCGCUUACCUACAUUUUUAUCUGCGAGGUGUUCCCAUUUCUUCACCGCAGCAAAGGUGUGGCGAUAACACAAUUCUUCUCCCGAGGAAGCUCUGCUUUCAACCAGUUUGUGAAUCCAAUUGGGCUGCAGAACAUUGCAUGGAAAUACUAUCUCGUGUAUGUUGUCUGGCUGGCCUUCGAGACUACGACAAUAUUCCUCAUAUAUCCCGAGACAAAAGGACCAAGUUUGGAAGAAAUUGCAGUAGUCAUGGAGGGCGAUAAAGCCAACGUUGAGGUGAUUGAGAUCGGCGCGAUAGCUGGAAAGGGGGGUCCAGGGGUCCAAGAGGUAGAAAAGGCCUAA
This is a messenger RNA of Exophiala aquamarina CBS 119918, 1569 nucleotides long. RefSeq lists its product as uncharacterized. Gene Ontology annotation, biological process: carbohydrate transport; transmembrane transport. The record is from RefSeq and is a predicted model, not a curated record. Gene Ontology annotation, molecular function: carbohydrate:proton symporter activity. The transcript has 6 exons. Gene Ontology annotation, cellular component: membrane. Bases 1 to 1569 code for a protein of 522 amino acids. NCBI's taxonomy places the organism in Eukaryota, Fungi, Ascomycota, Eurotiomycetes, Chaetothyriales, Herpotrichiellaceae.